AAUUAGAGGUCGGAUAGCAUUGUCCUUUUUUUCCUCUUACCCAAGUUGGCAAGAAACAAGUUAAAUUCCUAAAUUUGAGGGUUGUAUAAAAUUCUGAACCAAAGGACAAAAUUCUUAAAAAGGAAAAAAAUAAAUAAAUGGUUAUAGUUUUAACGGCAAACCAUUUGUUAGGGAGAGGAUAAAAAAUAUUUCUCACUACUGACCGUAAUUUAUGAUUCUCUUUAUCUAUUUUCUCUUUAUUAUUCUUUCUUUAGUUUUUCGAUUUUCAGAAUGAUUUGUAUGGACUGAACUCAAAAAUCAUAUCAAUAUUUUCAUUUCCCAUCAUCGAUAUUCUCCUUCUUUAUUGUGUAGCUUAGAAUAUACAUUUAUUUUCUGUUCAUGGCAAUAGAUUACAUUUUUCUUUAAAUGUUUCAAUCGAAGUUUGCAACAAACAUGUCAACCCAAUUUGAUUAUAAUUACGACUUGUUUGUAUAUGAAAUUGGCUAAAAUGUGUCACAUAAGAGUUUUCCAUCUUAGGGUUGUGAGAAAUGAAUGCAUGCAUGCAUAAAAACAGGACCUUGAAAACAUCGAGAACCUAGUUUGAAGGAAAGAAAAAUGGGGUUGAAUUCAAGGGAUAUUCAACUUCAAUUGUCCAGAGUGCUUCAUGUUUCAGCUGAGAUUGGCUACAGUUUCAUGAGAAAGCAUCCAUUGGUUUCGGGUGCUUUGUUGGUGUUCUUCCUUUUGUAUAUAUUUCUCUCUUACAUUUACAACCUGCUGGUUUUCUUGUCCCCAUUUUUUGUGUGCAUCGCCAUUUUUGUUAGAAUAUUUUGGAGUUCUGAGCAAAACCAACUUGAAGAAGAUGUUAAAAAGGCAAAGGAGAAAAGGGUUGAGAUAAAAUCUCCACCAAAAGUGAUCAAGAAUGAGAGACGUGGAAUGCUGUAUAAGUGUCCAUCACAUAAUGCAACAAGUAGAAGAAGAAAUUUCACUGGGAAGAGAUUGGAGGUGUAUGGUGGUUUGGAAAUAAGAGCCAAGGAUUUAUCAUCAGUGUUUCGUAAUGAAUUCACUAUCUCUAACAGAGAUUUUAGCAGAAGGUUUAAACUUUAUGAUGAAGACACAGGUUUUGAUUUCUCGGAGGCUCCGGAAAAGCAAACAUUAUUGUCUGAACCGGUGAUUCAUGGUGAUCAUGGCCAACAGAAAAACACAGAAAACAAAGUGGAUGUGGAAAAAACUCGAAUAGAAGAUGGCAAUAAAAGUGUAGAACCGAAAGAGGAUGAUCAGAAGAAUGCAAUGGAUCUUGGGACGUGUGCGUUUGAGAGACACAAAAGGCUAGAGAGUCUAAUGGCAAGGAGAAAAGCAAGAAAACAAUUGAAGUUGCAGAUAUCAAAUGAUGUGAUUGACAUCAAAUCCAUGUCCUCAAAUCAAAUUGCUCCUUUGUUUAUAUCAAGACUCAACCAUUUUGAUUCUCCGAAAGAAUUUGAGGGCAUACAAAUGCCUGGUUCUGCCCCAUCUGCUUUGAGAAGCCCAUUUGAUAUUCCAUAUGAUCCUUUUGAGGAGAAACCCAAUCUCACAGGGGACGGUUUUGAUCAAGAACUGAAGAAUUUGUUAACAGAACCAAGACAACAAGAAGUCCUUGAAGCCAAAGAGCACACACACCCAAUAGACCAAAGGCUUCAAGGUAGAAUAUUUAUGAUCACUUUCUUUUCUCCUCUUUCUUUCCCAAUCAUGAUGAAACUUAUGCACAUUCCUACAGGUACUGGAGAUAAUAAUCCAUUCGAACAAUUAUCAUCCGAAGAAGCCAGUGAAAGUGAGUCCAAAGCUUUUGUUCCUUUAAGUGAAGAAGGAAAGGAAACAGCAUGUGAAGAGAAUGGAAAAUGUGAAACUGAGAAAACGGUUGACAUCAAUGCUGAAACAACAAACUCCAAUUCAGAGCGUGCAAAUGAGUCAGACAUGAUUCCAACAAUAGAUGAUAAUAGAGCUCAACUUUUAGAGAAGGUUGUUAAGCCUCAAGAGGGUGACAACAAUUUACCAUUAACAAGUGCUAAUGCUACUAAAAUAAAUGACUCUUUGUAUGAAUCUCUUCCACCAUCUGUUGAGAAGAACAAGGCAACAAGUUUCAAUUGUGGCCCAAUCCGUCACACCCCUUCAUGUUCUUUGGCUUCUGACUUACAAGUGGAGGUUUCUGAAAUCGGUUCACCUACACUGACGGUUGAUGAGAACAACGAGACCACCACAACCACUGAUGGAGAAUCGAUUAUUUAUGAUGGGGACAUUGACAAGGAUGUUACUUCUGGCAGUGAAGACAUGUGGGGAGCCUCACUCCAUUCAAGAGAAGUUCGUAGAGUAAGUGAGCAAGAUAUUUCGGAAUUAAAUAGCUGGAGGGACAUUUCUUCACCUCUUUCUUUGCAAAACAUAGAUGAAGAAAAUGCAGCAGAUGUGAGCUCCAUGUCUUCUGACAUACCUGAUGACACUCCGACUUUUUCGAUGACCAAUGACCAACAUAACAUCUUUGGGGUGAAAGACUUUGUCAUGGAACCUUCUCAUUCUUCAGUUGUGGCAGCACGUUGGAAGCGGUUGAUGCGAUUGAUGGAUAAUCGUGCUAACCAUUCAGAAAAAACAAGGGAAGUGUUCAACAUCUCAGAGAAUUCAAGUAAGGCACAAGUCACGAAUGAUGGGAAUAGCUCGACAACCUCUGAGCAAGAUAACACGCAUAACUCACAAGGUAAUGAAGCGUUAAAUUCAGACGUUCAACAAGAAAUAACUGAUGAAGUCUCCAUCAACUCUAAUUCAUCAUCUUCAUCUUCAUCUUCAGGGGCAGAACCAUAGACUGGGCAAUUUAACAUAUCAUAGCUUCAAAAAGAACCAUUAAAUUUUGAUACUAAUGAUGUAUGUAACAAAUUUAACAUAUUUUUUCUAAUGCACAUAUGUAAUAUAUAAUUUUAUUCAUCAUGCAAUACUAACUAACAAACGCGAGUAGUACAUAAGUGAAAUAACCGAUGGUGAACGACAAGAUCAUAGAAGAAAGUAGAAAAAUAAUAACAGCAAUCAUCUCAAAGCAAAUAAAAAAAUAAAAAUAAACAUCCUUUAUUUUCGAAGAGACUAAACCUGUAGCAUAUAACAUCACCAAUAAAGUACUUAUCUUUUAAUAAUAUCAAUAUCAAUUUAGCGAAUUUGUAAAGAACUUAAGAAAAGUCUAGAGUGAAUAAACUCUACAAGUUAUAUUGGUAAUGUUGUAAUUUUCAUUCUAACGCAAGAGUAUAAAUGUCUCCCAAAAUUAUAAAAUUACGUGUACCAAUCCUGUUUCAUAAGUAAAAAUUAUAUAUUAAGGUUGUCAAACUAAAAAAUAUUCGUAAACUUGUAAGAGUU
This is a messenger RNA of Vigna radiata var. radiata (mung bean), 3342 nucleotides long. RefSeq lists its product as uncharacterized. NCBI's taxonomy places the organism in Eukaryota, Viridiplantae, Streptophyta, Magnoliopsida, Fabales, Fabaceae. The transcript is spliced from 2 exons. The coding region runs from base 595 to 2802 and encodes 735 amino acids. The record is from RefSeq and is a predicted model, not a curated record.